Molecule: messenger RNA, 813 nt
Organism: Magnolia sinica
Lineage: Eukaryota; Viridiplantae; Streptophyta; Magnoliopsida; Magnoliales; Magnoliaceae
Product: thioredoxin F-type, chloroplastic-like
Exons: 3
Coding region: 116-649 (177 amino acids)
Source: RefSeq, a predicted model, not a curated record
UUUCUGCUUGGAAAGCUAUCUCUGUCACACACACACACACACACACACUCUCUCUCUCUCUCCCUCUUCUACCAAAGCAGAAGAAGAAGGGUAAAAAACGAGUCGGGUACUUUUGAUGGCUCUCCAGAUUUCAAUUUCACCUCAGCUGAUGCGUUCAUCUUCAUCGUCCUUCCUUUCGUGGUCUCCCAAUCAGCGGCCCACUGCCGUGUCGCUCGAUAACAUCCGCAGUAGAAUCUCGGCUCCGAGGAAGCUCGCCGAGAGCGGUAGUAGAGGAGUUAGGGUUUCCGUACGGUCGAGCUUGGAGAUGGCGGGGCCGGUUGUCGGGCAGGUCACUGAAGUGAACAAGGACACGUUCUGGCCGCUUGUGGAAGGUGCCGGCGACAAGAUUGUCGUUGUCGACAUGUACACACAAUGGUGUGGUCCUUGUAAACUAAUGGCCCCGAAGUUUCAAGAAUUAUCCCAGAAGUAUCUUGAUGUUGUCUUUUUAAAGCUGGACUGCAAUCAAGAAAACAAGCCAUUGGCGAAAGAACUUGGGAUAAGGGUGGUCCCCACCUUUAAGAUUCUCAAAGACUCCAAGAUUGUAAAAGAAGUAACAGGGGCCAAAUUUGAUGAUCUGGUUCUUGCUAUUGAUACCAUAAAAUCCAGCUAGAUGAUUUCAGGCCAUUAUCCUCAUGUUCAUAAUAAUAUCCAAGUGACAGAUAUUGAUUGUAAGCCUUGUGAUCGAACCCUGUGGGUGGUUUUGGCUGGCAAGAAAAUGUGUAUUACUUUUAAAUAAGAAAAUGAAAAAAUUACUGCUGUUUCCAUUGCUUUCUA